Molecule: messenger RNA, 429 nt
Organism: Kogia breviceps (pygmy sperm whale)
Lineage: Eukaryota; Metazoa; Chordata; Mammalia; Artiodactyla; Physeteridae
Product: C-C motif chemokine 3-like
Biological process (GO): eosinophil chemotaxis; immune response
Cellular component (GO): extracellular region
Molecular function (GO): chemokine activity
Source: RefSeq, a predicted model, not a curated record
AUGGUGCCAAUAAGGAAGCUGAAGCUAGCUGACUUUUCCAUUUCCCCAUCCAUCAGGGCUGCCUAUAAAGAGCUGGGGAGACGGCCUCUCACUAAAGAAGGACGCAGGCAGCAGCGAGAGCCCAGUCCCACACUCAAGGCCACACUCUGUCUGCUCAGCGUCACGAAGGUGCCCGCAGCUGCCCUCGCCGUCCUCCUCUGCAGCCAGGUCUUCUCGGCACCAUUUGAGGCUGACACCCGAACGGCCUGCUGCUUCUCCUAUACUGCCUGGUAGCUUCCUUGCAAAUUCGUAGCUGACUAUUUUGAGACCAGCAGCCAGUGCUCCAAGCCCGGUGUCAUCUCCCAAACCAAAAGAGGCCGGCAGCUCUGUGCCAACCCCAGUGAGCACUGGGUCCAGAAAUACAUCACCAACCUGGAGCUGAAUGCCUGA